CAAGGGAACACCUCUCAGCUCAACAGUUCUCAUUCAUUCGCCGGGACCAGCAGACAGCAUCGAUUCUGAACACACACACACACACACACACAGAGAGAGAGAGAGAGAGAGAGAAAAUAAACUUACUCUUUCUUAUUGGACGAUGACACUUGGGUUUACAAAGCCCAGUAACUCGACUUGAUCUCUUCGUGCGUCUAAAAAAUUCCCAGCAGCAUUUUUUUUCCCCCCUCUGCUUUUUUUUUAAAAAGGGGGAGGGUGUGGGAUAUUUUGUUUAUCCAAACACGAGCUUUGAGUUGCGUGUAUCUGUUUCUCUGCCCCUUUUUUUCUCCCUUUGCCUCUCUCUGUUCUCCCUUCAACUGUAAACCGCUACCUACCCCCCCACCCCCUACCCCAACCGAUCAUUAUUAUCACUAGAGUCUGUUUUUUUUUUGGGGGGGGGGGUUGGUAUUUGCUACCGGAUCCUUGACUUGACUGACCGAAAAGAAAAGCUGCAUUCAACGUCUUACUUAACGUGUCUGGUGGGGUUUUUUUCUCUUGGAAGAAAAGAGUGGGGGGGGGAAAGGGAGAGAAAGAAGGAGAGAGAGAGAGAGAGAGAAAAGGGGGAAAAAACAGCUUGUUUUCAUGUUUGGGAUUCAGGAAAAUAUACAAAGAAGUGGGAGCAGUAUGAAGGAAGAACCUAUAGGGAGUGGGAUCAACACUGUCCGCUCUUGGAUGCAAGGAGCCGGGGUGUUGGAUGCAAAUACGGCCGCUCAGAGUGGGGUGGGUUUGGCUCGGGCUCACUUCGAGAAGCAGCCGCCGUCCAACCUCCGCAAGUCCAACUUCUUCCACUUUGUCCUCGCUCUGUACGACCGUCAGGGGCAGCCCGUGGAGAUAGAGAGGACAGCCUUCGUGGGCUUCGUCGAGAAGGAAAAGGAAAUCAGCACCGAAAAGACCAAUAAUGGGAUUCAUUACAGAUUGCAGCUGCUGUACAGUAACGGAAUAAGGACUGAGCAAGACUUGUAUGUGCGACUGAUCGACUCCAUGACCAAACAGGCCAUAGUGUACGAGGGUCAAGACAAGAAUCCUGAAAUGUGCCGAGUGCUCCUGACACAUGAGAUCAUGUGCAGUCGUUGCUGUGAUAAAAAGAGUUGUGGUAACAGGAACGAGACGCCAUCAGACCCGGUGAUAAUUGACAGGUUCUUUUUGAAAUUCUUUCUGAAAUGCAAUCAAAACUGCCUGAAGAAUGCAGGAAACCCAAGGGACAUGCGAAGAUUCCAGGUUGUUGUUUCCACAACAGUGAAUGUAGAUGGCCACGUGCUGGCAGUCUCCGACAACAUGUUCGUACACAACAACUCCAAACAUGGUCGGAGGGCUCGAAGACUCGAUCCCUCUGAAGGUACGCCCUCUUAUCUGGAACAUGCUACCCCAUGUAUCAAAGCCAUCAGCCCCAGUGAGGGCUGGACCACUGGAGGAGCCACCGUCAUUAUCAUUGGAGACAACUUCUUUGAUGGAUUACAAGUCAUAUUUGGUACCAUGCUGGUCUGGAGUGAGCUAAUUACACCACAUGCAAUAAGAGUGCAGACCCCUCCACGGCAUAUCCCCGGUGUGGUAGAAGUCACUCUCUCCUACAAGUCAAAGCAGUUCUGUAAAGGGACUCCAGGCCGCUUCAUCUACACAGCUUUGAAUGAACCUACCAUUGAUUAUGGCUUCCAGCGGCUGCAGAAGGUCAUCCCCAGACAUCCUGGUGACCCGGAACGAUUGCCAAAGGAAGUUAUACUGAAGAGAGCAGCUGACUUAGUGGAAGCACUAUACGGCAUGCCGCACAACAACCAGGAAAUCAUCCUGAAGCGAGCAGCUGACAUAGCUGAGGCUCUGUACAAUGUCCCUCGAAACCACAACCAGCUCCCAGCUCUCAGCAACACAUCUGUCCACGCAGGAAUGAUGGGAGUUAACUCUUUCAGCGGCCAGCUGGCUGUGAAUGUUUCCGAGUCCACGCAGGCUGCUAAUCAGGGUUUCAGUCGUAACACAAGCAGCGUAUCUCCUCAUGGAUAUGUGCCAAGCUCCACUCCGCAGCAGACGAACUACAACUCUGUGACAACGAGUAUGAAUGGAUACGGAAACGCUGGCAUGUCCAACCUGGGAGGAUCUCCUGGCUUCCUCAAUGGCUCUGCUGCCAAUUCGCCAUAUGCCAUAGUGCCGUCCAGUCCUACAAUGGCUUCCUCCACCAGCCUUCCUUCCAAUUGUACCAGUACCUCUGGCAUAUUCUCCUUCUCACCAGCCAAUAUGGUCUCUGCAGUGAAACAAAAAAGCGCCUUCGCUCCAGUGGUGAGGCCACAGACUUCCCCUCCCCCGACCUGCACCAGCGCCAACGCUAGCAGUCUCCAAGACCAGUCUUUUGUGGACUCUAGCAAGUACUCCACUGCAGGGUCACUCCAAGGACUGGCCUUCUCCUGAAAUACCUAUAUCUGGCAUGAUCGUUCCUCCGAUGUAGAGGGGAUGCCAUGCCUCGAAGACUGAAAUAAUAUGCCCACAUUUAGAUGACUUUCUGCUCCAGAAGGAGAAGAGAAUGCACGUCCCAGACAACAAAUGGAACUUUUAACUCAGGCCUUUCAAAGCGGGAUUGUGUAGAACCAACCAACCCACCCACCCACCCACACAAUCAGUGCAACACUUUUUAAACUUCCGCCCUUGCCAUCUCUGAUCAGGCGAUCAGAGAGAAGGGUGACGUUUUACGUAUUUGGUCCCAUAUUUGUGGGGGAAAAAAAUAUUUGUUCUAUGUUGAUAAAUGUUCACUUUUUCGAAUGUUCCAAAACGUUCUUCAACCCAGUUAUUCAUUUUAAUGAAGAGCAAAUGCCUUUUAGAUCCUGUAAACUCCUGAUGGGAUACUGUAACAGAAUGUGACGUUUAAUUUAUAUAUUAAAAAAAGAAAUUGGAUUUCAGUGGAGUGAAAUGAAAAGUUGUGUGUGAAGGCACAUGAAACAAGUAGUGAUAAUAAUUAGGGGGAAACAUUAGAACGAUUAGAGUGUACUAGUUGGUUACAAUCUGUAGAUUGAAAUGGGAUUUUUUGAAACAAAAGUGAAGAUGGGUGUGUACUGAAUUGGAAUAUUGCCAUUUCGAAUCUUGGCAUCGGCUGUUACAGUGCUAAUGCCAUUUCAUGAGACAAAUCUACGUUUCUAGGCUGGUUGAGAUUAUAGUUGUGAAAAUGAAACAGGGCAUGGCGUUAUCUUGCAGGUACCCAGACCCGCUUAAGGUCAGAGAUGGACUAUCCUGAUCCCCUCCUCUCCUGAGGUCAAGAGAACCUCAAGAGAUGCAAAGUUUAGGGGGUGGGUGUGGGGCACAGAUUGACAUUAACCGACUGGCGUUUGGUGCAUUUAUUGUUGCGUGACCAGCCAGCCAUUGUUGCUGUAUCAAAAGCCGAUGCCCCAAGCGUAGUUUUAGUAGAUCCCAAUUGUCUUUUUAAAUUGAACAGGAAAGGUAACAAAGCACAACCAGCCUUCAGCAACACGGGUUUGUAAUUUGUAAAUGACUUUGAAAACCCAAUAUAGUUUUAGCUGCUGUACUUACAGGGGUGAAAAAUAUACUAGUGCUUUGUGGAGACAAACAUGAAAGGGGAAGUUUUUGAAAAUUGCGAUUUUAUUAGCACUGUAAUAAUGAAAAUGCUCUUAAUGUACUUUAUGAAGGAUUCAGCAGAGGUCUGAUGAAGCAUUAUCCAGUUAUUUUCUUCUGUAUUGUGUUUUGUAUGUAGUUAUAAAUAUUGUAGAUUUUUGUGAUUUUUUUCUUUGCCAAAGUUGUUGUUUAAAUAUUUAUACAUUUCAAUGUCUUAAAUACAGUUUUCAAUAUUACAAUGAAUUUUAUUGCAUAAACAUUUUGGUUUUAUUCGUUCACUGGGUGCAAGGAGCUGACUACUUUUCGCUUGCAUCUCCUUGCAUAAUUAAGCAUCGGUUUAAAGACAACGUUUUUUUGUAAAAUAUGCUUAUAAAUAAUGUAUUUAUCUUUGAAAUUUGUACAUUGCUUUUCCCCCCUCCUGCCCCUUCCCCCUCCCGGUUUUAUUUUAAUGUGUAUGUAUGCUUUGUGGGAGAGUGCCGACAUAUUAGGCCAUUCAAAAUUGCUCAUGAGUAGCAAUCGUUUAAAUGUGAUUUAAAAGCGUCUCAUUUGUGUAUCAUUUUAAUUUCCAUUUGGUUUUAUUUUUUUUUCCCCAUCAAGUUGAUAU
Messenger RNA from Callorhinchus milii (elephant shark), 4189 nucleotides. It is a transcript of the gene ebf1a, whose product is annotated as EBF transcription factor 1a. Gene Ontology annotation, molecular function: DNA-binding transcription factor activity, RNA polymerase II-specific; RNA polymerase II cis-regulatory region sequence-specific DNA binding. Bases 622 to 2433 code for a protein of 603 amino acids. The transcript has 17 exons. Lineage: Eukaryota; Metazoa; Chordata; Chondrichthyes; Chimaeriformes; Callorhinchidae. Gene Ontology annotation, biological process: regulation of transcription by RNA polymerase II. The record is from RefSeq and is a predicted model, not a curated record.